CAUUAGUCGAGGACAGUCGAGUUCGUCUCUGCGAUACGUGCGUGUUAAAGUUCGUGCCUAGUACCUUGCACUAAGGAACCCAGAAGCGAGCGAGCGCGGUUUUUGUGUAAAGUGGUGCGCUUCCGCCAGUUAGUCAGCCUGCUUUGAUUUUCGUAUUCUUUGUGGGCUUUCGUCUUCCGUUUGGACGCCGGGGUUUGGCUUCCGCAGCCUACUUGAUGGAGUUCCCACAUGGUGACGCCGGGAUCGAUUUUUAUCUUGUCACACGCUUAUUGGCGCCACGCUGAGUUGAUUCCGGAAAAGGGGGGCACGAUCGCGCGCUGCUGGAAAAAAGGUCGAGAAACUGUACGCGCUGUCACACGCCGACUGAGGAGUUAAAUAUAGAUUUUCCACGGCACGGUUCGGCACGAGUGUUUCUGCACCAGCAAAGCCAACUAAUCAAUCGAUUUUUUUUGUGAGCGAAAACUCGAAGAAGAGGAGAGAGUGGAGUGGUGUAGCAGAUGGUGCAAAGAGGAAAUGAAGCUGAAAAAGCUGAACUAGUGGUGGGAAAAGCUUAAUCGGGAAGCGAUGGAUGCACCUUCUGGGAUCGUUCCAGUGAUACGAAAUAAAGCUAUCGAGUGCUGUCUGCAAGAAGGGAUUUUGAGAUAUCGUUUUAAAUGAGUCAUACGUUGAACGUUGCAUUGUUAGCGAUACACAGGAAGUGUGCCUAAAGAAGGACCCAGCCAACUGUGUUUGUGUUAUGAGAAUUUUCGUUACUGCGCAAACGCGAAACUCGAGAGCCUGUCAAACUAGAACACGCCACCUUUGAUGCAACAGUGUCGUCGGAAGGGGCAAGUUUAGUGAAUGAAAUAGUUUUUUUCCCUCUACUGCACGAGAUUCGCCGAAACAGCAUCCUAGCCAGUCGUUUUGACGAUUUUCCUGUACACACUUUGUUCCGCAUGUGUGCAGGCUGUGUAUUGCCCGCCUUAACAGCGCUGUAGUUGUAGAAGCGAGCAAAACCGAAGAAUAAAUAAAGCAAAAAAUAUAUCGUGUGUAUCGUGUGAGUCUCAAACAGAGAAUAGGCAGAUACACAGCAGUAGUAGAAAGACGAGAGUCGUCCGACGACGACACAGCGCGCCGAGAAUCUCUUUAGUCAUCUAAGAAGCAUUGAGGAAUACAGAACGGGCAGUGGAGCGGACGAUACCACGUGGUCCGUACGAGCGUUCACCGUGGGUGUGCGUCGCGCGUUCUCUUUGUUCGCGGCGUGACGACAAAACCUGAGGGACGGACACGGGGAGCCUCCCGGAAGAAAGUGAAACCGAACGUGAAAGUGUGUCAACAAUAGAGCUCUGGCCAAUUGUCCGUAAUCCGAACAAAAGCCCCUCGCGGAUGAGUCGAAAAUUAGUGAGUGAUGAUAUAAUCAAAAGCUUCUCUCUUCCCGCGAGCCGAGCCAAACUGGUGUCAAUGAAGAAGCUUAGCGAAUAAAAAAAAAAUACAAGUGCAUACCCCUCGAAAAGUGUGAAAGUGUGGUGAAAGUGUAUUUGGAUACAUAGAGAGCGCCGUUACAUCAAAUGCGCCAGAUUUAGCACCGAAUAUCGUCAAACUCUCGAUACUUACAAACCCCGGCAACAAAAAUGUCCCUGGAGCUGAUAUUGGUGGCCGCCGCUGUUGUGGCCCUCUUUGGGUUCGUUCUGUUCGUUCGGACUCGAAUGCGAGAAAAGAAUGACGCAUCCAACCGAAACGAAAAGAACGAAGACCGAAAGCAAAAGCACGGUAAUCGGACCCCAACAGCAGGAAACGAAGCAGCUGCCUCCGGCGGGGCUCCAGCACCAGCUGGCAAAACCGGCGGUGGUGGCAGGAAAGUCGCUGUCUCGAGCAUUUCGACGAAUGUCAAAAAGCAACGUACGGCAGAUGCCAACUACCAGCACCCAUGGCUGUACACGACACUCAAAGGACACACCGGCCAGGUGUUCGACAUGGACUUUUCCAGGAACGGGAAGUACCUGGCAACGUGUGCUGAAGAUUCGCCUUCAGCACAAUCGAGCAACGGCAAUCAUUUAAUUAAUGUGAAUAUUAAUGCAAAUGAUGAGCGCAAUACUUCUGCUGCUACUACAUCCACAUCUUCGGCCUUCGGCGAUGUAAACGACGUGGUCUCCAGCAGCAGCAGCAGCAACGCAAGUAGUGGAAGUACCAGCAGUGGCAGCAGCACUCGUGGUGAAGAUUCGCCAAAUGCCCCAGGCGCAGGCAAAAAGCAGCGGAAAUAUACGAAGAAGAAGCAGCAGUACAAAAAAUCCAACGGCAACCACGGCAGUAGUAACAGCGGCAACGCCGGCAAUUGUGCGACCAAUUUGCGUGUCUGCGGUGGCGAUGACGACCCUAUCGGGACGGAUCCAAAAGUGGUUACCUCACCGGUCAAAAGUACUCCAGUCGUCGCAACGGUUGUGGCUCAGUCGGCGUCAUCUUCUUCGUUGUCGUCCUCGUCGUCGACCGGCUCUUCCUCUAGUGGGGGCAAGCAGCAGCAGCAUCAUCAUCAUCGUCAGCACGAAAAAAACUCGAGUUACCAAGGUCGCCUGGAUUUCAACGGCGGUCGGACUUCGCCCCAGCGCGGCGACAACAGUAAAAGGUAUCACCAAAGAAACGCAGGACUGUCGCCGUUGCGCCAGUACGUGAAGUUGAAUCUAAGCGAGAACGAGCUCGUCAAGUACCUGAGCAAGUACGUGCUCGAUAAGGACGUGAUGAAGGAGCUGGGGUUCCCGGUGGAGUACGGGCUGGACUCGGACAAGGCGAUAAUCUACAAAUUUGCGCACGAUUUCUUCCGCCCGGCGGCGGCACAGUUUUAUCCCCGAUCGGUGGCGUCCAGCAAGAAACGAAGCCACGAGAUAGUGGAGGCGGACAAAAGUGACGACACGGACAGCGGACACUCUUCGCCGACCAACGUGGACGACAGCGAUUCGUUGCUGGUGUAUCGUAGCUUGUCGCAGGGCAAUUCUACCGCGCUCAAGUCACCGCUGAGCGAUAUUGAUAUCGAGCCGAGCGAGGAACGUGAAUGCUGUCGCUGUAACAAAGGGUUCUUCAUCACGCUGGACGGGGAAUACUUGACUCAGGAGCACUGCAUUUAUCACUGGGGUAGGUUGACGCGGGUCUUCAGCGGGGCCGAGUUCAAGAAGGUGUACUCCUGCUGUAAUGGAGACGCGGACGUGAAAGGAUGCACCAUUAACAAGCUGCACGUUUGGACGGGACUGCUGCCGGGCUUCAACGGACCGUUCGACGGAUUUGUCAAAACGCAACCCUCGCCGAGGAAGCUGAAACUGUUUGAAAAACUGCUGUUGAACAAGUUUUACUACCAAAACAUGAACGCAGAUUGCAUCGAUCUGCUGCAGCAAGAAGAUCUGAUCGUGGACGACAGCGAAAGCGACGGCGUCUACGCCCUCGACUGCGAAAUGUCCUACACGGGUCGAGGCCUCGAGCUGACCAAGGUCACCGUGGUGUCCGUCGACGGCCAGCUAGUGUACGAGCGUCUCGUUAAACCCGACAUCGAGAUCGUCGACUACAACACGCGUUACUCGGGCGUCACGGAAGCGGACUUUGCCAACCCGCGCCAAUUCGUCACGUUGCGGCAAGUACAAAGGGAUCUCCUCAAAUUUAUCUACGAUGACACCAUCCUAAUCGGACACGCCAUCGAGAAUGAUCUAAAAGUAUUAAAAAUCAUCCACAAAACUGUGAUCGACACGUCCAUCACGUUCCCGCACAUGAACGGAUUCCCGUUCCGGCAGUCGCUCAAGUCGCUCACCAAAAACAUCCUCAAGCGGGACAUUCAAAUGCAGCAACAGCAGCAGGAACAACCCGUCUAUGACAAGAGCAGUAGUAGAAGUAGUAGCACCAUAAGUAGUAGCAAUUCAAUCGGCCACUGUUCGCUCGAGGACAGCCGCGCUAGCCUAGAACUUAUGCUAUGGCGGGUCCGCAAGGACAAGGCCGUGUACGACAACAUCUGGAAUAACAACUGUUAUCGAAUGCAGAAUAACUAAAAGAAGAGAGAAAAAAAGCUGUGAUUAUUUUUUUAAUUUAUUAAUUUUUAAAUCCCACGACCCUGCAAAAGCGCAGGGGGAAACCACUAGUUGUACAUUACCUAAGCGACUAAUAAAAGAAAGAUACUGAAUAGUCAUUUUGUUGUCGUGUUUUUCGCACUGUGGGAACCUCGCGAGCGAGCAAGCUUUCUAGAGUUGAGCUCAUUGUUCUCUCGCGUGAAAUCGGAUUAUUAUGAAGCGUGCCAGUUCUUAGUUCGUUACCAAGAGAUUACACAACCCCCUCCGCUACGCGGCGCACUCGUUACAAGCGACAACAUAAUCCGUCCUUUUCAACCAAAUUGACUAUCACGUUAUCACUCUAAUUCUUUUGCAAGCCAUGCUGAUUUGGUUCGGUUCCUAGAAAACAAACAAACAAACAUAGUUUUAGCAUUAAAUAGUCAUGUUUAAAUUGCAAACUCAUGCAAAAAAAAAUCAAAGACUGUAUUUUAUUUACAUUCUUAGUAUUCUCACACACCUAGGUUAUUUAAUUUAACACAAAGCUCAAACAAUUCAGUUCAGCUUCAGAUUCUUCAAACUGAGAUCGCAGCAUGCUCUGCGCGAUUGGCACAUGCAGCAGCAGAAUUGUGUUUUUCUCUUUUGAUUAAUUCGCCGCCAACUUCGAUCGAACAGACAUUACUCCACUACUGCUACUACUACUACUACUUCUACUACUGCUAAUAUUGCUUUGAAGAGUUUUGUUAUAGUCAGUGAGAGAGAGAGAGAAAGAGCGAGAGAGAGAGAGAGAGAGAGAGAGAGAGAGAGAUGUUGUUAGAUCACGCAUGCAAAGUGCAAAUUACUUAUACAAUACAGAUCAACAAAAAAAGGUGAACAACAGUGCUAGAGUUUUAAGCAGAGAAAAUAAAUCGAAUUUAGGACAUAAUUGUUAGAAUUGUAAGAUUUUUUUAUACAACAAAUGAGCAUAAAACAAACAAAAUUAUCAGGAACUGUAUGUGAGACAGACGGUAAAACAAAAAACUGUGUUAUUGCAAAAAACCUCCAUAGGGUCAGUUUUGAUGACGUAAUGGUACUUAUAUUUUGAAACAUUUUUUAUGUUCGACUGGCAAAGUCGCAGAUACAAAAUAGAAAACAUUUUCAAAUAAAUGAGAAUUCAAUUCAUAUAUUUAAA
Molecule: messenger RNA, 5166 nt
Organism: Culex quinquefasciatus (southern house mosquito)
Lineage: Eukaryota; Metazoa; Arthropoda; Insecta; Diptera; Culicidae
Gene: prage
Exons: 3
Coding region: 1611-4001 (796 amino acids)
Cellular component (GO): nucleus
Molecular function (GO): exonuclease activity; protein binding; nucleic acid binding
Source: RefSeq, a predicted model, not a curated record